AUGUCAAACGCUUGAAGUUAAAUACACUUCUGAGUCAUGAUGUACGAAUAUCUAGACAUGAUGCGCUCGCUUAGAAUUGUCAAAAUUGGGUGCAAUUUUAAGCGUUAAAGCAUUAUUGAUUACGUGCGCGACAUUGACGUCAAUUGACUACAAGAGUGACGCAUUAUAUGCAAUUGCACGUGAAUUUGCCGUCGUUCUUACGUUAACGUGUAAUCAUGAGUUGUGGAUUUGUUACGUGUGGCCCGAAUGAGGCUCUUGUCGUUUCAGGAUGUUGCUACAGCAAACCUUUGUUGGUACCAGGAGGACGGGUGUUUGUUUGGCCUCUUGUGCAACAAGUACAAAAAAUCUCUCUAAAUACAAUGACUCUACAAGUUGAAAGUCCAACAGUAUAUACCUGUCAAGGAGUACCAAUAUCUGUAACAGGCAUAGCACAGGUAAAAAUUCAAGGACAAAAUGAAGAAAUGCUAUCUACAGCAUGUGAACAGUUUCUUGGAAAAUCUGAGGACGAGAUACAUAACAUAGCUCUUGUUACUUUAGAAGGACAUCAACGGGCUAUAAUGGGCAGUAUGACUGUAGAAGAAAUUUACAAAGAUCGUAAAAAGUUCAGUAAGGAAGUUUUUGAAGUUGCGAGUAGUGAUCUGGUCAAUAUGGGCAUUACUGUUGUGUCAUACACAUUAAAAGAUAUUCGAGACGAGGAAGGGGCAAAGGGUUACUUGCAAGCACUCGGUAUGGCACGUACGGCAGAGGUUAAAAGAGAUGCUAGAAUAGGUGAGGCGGAAGCUCGCAGAGAUGCUCAAAUUAGAGAAGCUAUCGCCGAGGAACAAAGAAUGGCUGCACGUUUUCUGAAUGAUACGGAGAUAGCAAAAGCACAACGUGAUUUCGAAUUGAAAAAGGCUGCUUACGAUGUUGAAGUUCAGACCAAAAAAGCUGAAGCGGAAAUGGCUUUUGAACUACAAGCAGCAAAAACUAAACAGAGGAUUAUGGAGGAACAAAUGCAAGUAAAAGUCGUAGAACGUAGUCAGGAGAUUGCUGUGCAGGAGCAGGAAAUGCUAAGACGCGAAAGAGAAUUAGAUGCUACUGUACGGCGUCCUGCUGAUGCAGAAAAAUAUAGGCUAGAAAAAAUGGCUGAAGCAAACAAAUUACGCCUCGUCAUGGAAGCCGAAGCUGAAUCUGAAGCAAUCAAAAUUCGCGGCGAAGCAGAAGCCUUUGCUAUUGAGGCGAAAGCUAAAGCGGAAGCGGAACAAAUGGCAAAGAAGGCUGCAGCGUGGAACGAAUACAAGAGUGCAGCCAUGAUAGAUAUGAUGCUUGAUACACUUCCAAAGGUUGCUGCCGAAGUAGCUGCUCCUCUUUCCCAAGCCAAAAAGAUAACUAUGGUUUCGAGCGGUAAUGGCACCAUUGGUGCAGACAAAUUGACCGAAGAAGUUUUUAGUAUUGUACAACGUGUUCCAGAACUUGUUAAGAGUUUGACAGGCGUGGACAUUGCAAAGUCGGUUCACGCUGCAUAAAUGUGCGAUGUAAAGGAUACUUUGAAUGAUUCCCAGGUCAUAUCUUAUUCUUCAAUAUACAUUUAUAAAAAAAUAUUUAACGAAUGUUUUGAUAUAUAUAUCCGAUCUUUUUGAUACAUUUAUUUUAACUAUCUUGUUCUGUAAUGUAUAUUAAGUAUAUAAUUUAAUAUUGAAAUUCUCAUAUUACGAAGAAAAUUUAACACUUUUACUGCCAUUUUUUAGCAAAUUUUUUAUCUGAAUUUUAUCUGAAUAUAUGUAUGCAAUCCUGAAUAAUGAUCCAGAAUUAAUCAUACAUUGCUUCCAAUUUUAGAAACUACAGAGAAUCAUGUUCGCAUAAGGAAUUUCUUUAUUCCUACUCAUUCCAAUAGGUUUUACUUGUACAGGCAGUGAAAGUGUGUGUAUAACUGUACCUUGUUGAUAUUAUUUUUAUAUGCCAAUCAAUUGUUUUCUUCUUUUAUUAACAUUUUACUAAUAUAUUUUAUUCAUGUAAUCGCAUCUGUUAAUUAAAAAAAUUCAAACAUUUUGUCGAAUCUCUUAAGGACCAAUUGUAAUAAUUAGUAUGGUCCACUUAUUAUUCUAUGCCAAAAUGUGCCGAAUUGCCAUAUUCCCUCAAAUAUUCUAUAUUAUAUAUGUAUGUACCUUUUAGAUAUUAUCAAAUAACUGUUUAAAGAAAAAUACCGUGCAAAAUAUUAUAGUGUUUCUUAACGUCAUUUAAUAUCGUUCAAUAUGAAGAGAAAUCUUUUCUAGUCCUUCAGAUAAAUGUAUAUGUGACCUCAUGCAAACGUGUGCGCUAUAUUUUCUGUAUCUACAAGAUAAAGAGACAAUGAUAUAUUUUA
Linepithema humile (Argentine ant) is the source of this 2341-nucleotide messenger RNA. NCBI's taxonomy places the organism in Eukaryota, Metazoa, Arthropoda, Insecta, Hymenoptera, Formicidae. The record is from RefSeq and is a predicted model, not a curated record.